Messenger RNA from Lodderomyces elongisporus, 1602 nucleotides. It is a transcript of the gene PPT1, whose product is annotated as protein serine/threonine phosphatase. Bases 1 to 1602 code for a protein of 533 amino acids. The record is from RefSeq and is a predicted model, not a curated record. Gene Ontology annotation, molecular function: hydrolase activity; protein binding. The transcript has a single exon. NCBI's taxonomy places the organism in Eukaryota, Fungi, Ascomycota, Pichiomycetes, Serinales, Debaryomycetaceae.
AUGACUCAAAUCCAAGACGAAGCUAUUAAGCUCAAAGAUCAGGGUAAUAAAUUCCUUAAGGAACACAAAUUCGAUGAGGCCAUUGAGGCAUAUACCAAAGCUAUUGAAUUGGAUCCCAAGAAUGCCAUUUUCUACUCUAAUAGAGCUCAAGUCCGAAUUAAACUUGAGAAUUUUGGUUUAGCCAUUCAGGAUUGUGACUCUGCCAUUGCAGUCGACCCAAAUUUUAUAAAGGCUUAUUAUAGAAAAGCAGUGUCACAAAUGGCUAUUUUGCAAACAAAACAGGCGCAGCAAAAUUUUAAGUUCAUAUUGACAAAGUUGCCCAACGACAAGUUGACUUUGGAGCAUUAUAAAAAAUGUACUGCUUUAUUGAAGCGUGAGGCAUUUGAACGUGCCAUAGCUGGUGUUGAAGAAGCAUCUGUUCUCGACUCGAUAGAUUACGAGGGAAUACAAGUGGAGAAAUGGUGGGAAGGUCCAGAUUUGGAGAUUAAAACCAAGAAAACAAAAGUCGAUGGUAAAGACAAAUUAUCAGUUGAUAUUAAUGGUUUGGAUUUGGACUAUUUGAGGUAUAUGAUCAAGACUUUUAAAGAUGGCGGAAAGAUUCCCAAGAAGCAUGUGUUUGCAAUCAUUUCUAAGGCCAAUGAGAUUUUGAGUCUGGAAAAGUCAAUGACCGAGGUCACACUUAAACACUCAAAGCUCAAUAGACAGCCUUUGGAAGAUGAAAUUGUUGGUGGUUCGAAACUUACAGUACUUGGUGACACGCAUGGACAGUUUUACGAUUUGCUCAAUAUAUUCAAGAAAUUUGGUAAAUGUUCCGAAGACCAUGUUUACCUCCUAAAUGGUGAUUUUGUUGAUCGUGGAAGUUGGUCAACAGAGAAUUGUUUGUACUUGUACGUUUUGAAGAUUCUUUACCCUAGAUCCAUGUUUAUCAAUAGAGGAAACCAUGAAACUUUGGAUAUGAACAGAACUUAUGGUUUCAGUGAUGAAGUUGAAGCAAAAUACUCUAAAAAGGUUUUUGAGGCAUUCAGUCAGUCAUUCGGCUCUUUGCCAUAUGCUUGUUUGAUCAACAGGGAGUAUUUGGUCAUGCAUGGUGGUUUAUUUUCAAAUGAUAAUGUCACAAUCAAGGAUAUCAAAGACAUAAACAGGUUCAAACACGUACAGCCGCCUAAGGAAGGUAUUGCAAUGGAACUUUUGUGGACUGAUCCACAAGAAACUAAUGGUAAGUCACCAUCAAAGAGAGGUAUAGGAAUGCAAUUUGGUCCUGAUAUUACUGAACGAUUCUGCUUAAACAAUAAGCUUCGAAAGAUUAUUAGAUCUCACGAAGUGAGAAUGGGUGGUGUUGAGGUUGAACAAAAGGGAAGACUAAUUACUGUUUUUAGUGCUCCAGACUACUGUGAUUCUACGGGAAACCUCGGUGGAGUGGUCAAUUUUACUGAAAAUACAGACUAUGACCCAGAAAAGGACGAUGGUGAGGGAUAUAGAAACCCUGUCGUUGACGAGUCCGAUGAAAGCAAUCCAUGGACAAUGAGUUUGGAAACUUUCGAAGCUAGCCCGCAUCCUGAUAUCAAGCCUAUGGCAUAUUCGAAAGGCGGAAUUGGAUUUUAA